AGUGGGCAGGAUAUAUUGUGAUAGCGACAGAUGUCUUGCAAACUGUAAAUAUAAGAGGAGGGGUACUUCUAAAAAAAAAAAAAAAAAACGCACAGUCCUAGAUUGUUCCUCAGGGAGUAAGCAGGACUGAGUGCAGCUGUCAUUCGCUAGCUUUCUACUCACUCAGUUCGUGCUCAACCUUGCAGGGGAGUAGAGCAUACCUCCGACUCUCACUACCGUUGAGGAUUCAAGGUUUCUUCUCCGCAGAUAACCAGGAGACACCAUGGGAGCAAGGUUUAGCAGGAGGAAGAAGGGAUACGAGGUCGGCGACACCCCAGCCGACCAGGCGGAGGCCGUAGUUGGCGGAGUUCUGGAGGCGACAACUGAAGCUGCCAAUAAAGUCUCUGCUCAAGUCACGGAGGGAGCCGCCACAGCAACGCAAGAGGUUUCCUCAACGCUGGAAGCCACAGCGGAGGCAGCCGUAGGGGUGGUAAAGGAGGCCAUCGCUGCUGUCUCCGAGGGAGCGAAGGCAGAGGAGGCUGUCGCAGAAAGUCAGGAGGUCGCCCAAGAGGUUGUGAGCGCUGCGCUGCCAGAUGUUCCGGUACCCUCGGCGGAGAUUACAAACGUGGUGGCGGAGGCUGAGCCAGCCGCCGAGGCUCCGGCAGAACCAGCGCCUGAGGAAGAACCCGCCGCAGCCGAGGAGCCCGCGGCCCCGGAGGCUGCCGCAGAACCUGAGCCAGCCGAAGCAGAACCUGCCGCUCCAGAACCCGCCGCAGAAACCGAGGCCGAACCCGCUGCUCCAGCCGCGCCCGAAGACGCAGACCCGCCCGCAGAAACCGCCCCUGGAUUACUGGCAGAAAUCGAAGCUGAGGUCACCUCCACGGCAGCCGCCGUUUCAGACUUGAUUUCCACUAGCGCCAGCGGGGCGGAGGAGGCUGCGGGGACCGAGGCGGAUGGAAGCGGAGCUCCGAGCGAAGACGCCGCGGUGGAGAACGGAGACUGUGAAAUCCCCGACUCCUGCGCUGGGCCUGCCGCUGCACUGGAGCAGAGCGGCGAGUCUCAGGAACAAGUGCCGCAGCCAGCUGUGGACCAGCUCGCUGAAGAAUGCCUCAACGGAAUUGGCCUGCCCCCCGUGGAGCAAACUGACUGUGAAUUAAAGAAGGACUGCGAGCUCCCUGAAGCCAUCGGUGAGCUGGGUGAAGCCGUAAGUGGUGCCGUGAAUCAGGUUGUUGACCUAGUGUGAAAACUAAUGUAAACAUUCAUUUCAUGACAACACAUAUAUUUUAAGAAAACAACACAGGCUUCUGAAAAUAAAUGUUGAAAUGCCUGUUAUGGUAACUCAGGCCAAGGAAAUUCUGGUUAACCAAAAAGAAUUACAACCACUGAAAUGAAAAGAGAAGGAACUUUGAUAAGAGUGUUUGAACCCUAUAUCCUUUAUGAGAGAGGCAGGCAGUGUUUGCAGUGUGUGGUGUGGAAGACCAGAUGGGUUUGAGAGAUGCCUACUGAAAACACAAACAAAAAAACUGGACAGCAGAACACAUCCAGGAUAAUAACAUUGAAAAUGACAAAUGGAAUGAAUAGUCUUGUAUUUGUGUGUCAGCCUGUUGAAUAUUAAAAAAGGUUUAUUGGAUUAGUAUUAAAUAGUAUAUAAUCUAAUUUAGACUUUGACAUAUUCUUCCCUUAACUCUGUAAAAAAUGUAAAAAAAAAAAAAAAUGUAAAAAAAAAAAAAAAAAUGAGGAAACUGAAAUUUUCACCU
Messenger RNA from Conger conger (European conger), 1736 nucleotides. RefSeq names its product fibrous sheath CABYR-binding protein-like. Bases 263 to 1222 code for a protein of 319 amino acids. The record is from RefSeq and is a predicted model, not a curated record. NCBI's taxonomy places the organism in Eukaryota, Metazoa, Chordata, Actinopteri, Anguilliformes, Congridae. The transcript is spliced from 2 exons.